This is a messenger RNA of Mytilus californianus (California mussel), 7988 nucleotides long. RefSeq lists its product as uncharacterized. Gene Ontology annotation, molecular function: protein binding. The record is from RefSeq and is a predicted model, not a curated record. The transcript has 4 exons. Bases 4112 to 7720 code for a protein of 1202 amino acids. Lineage: Eukaryota; Metazoa; Mollusca; Bivalvia; Mytilida; Mytilidae.
UUAUGAAAUACACAAAUGCAAGUAAAAAGUAAAACAACAAAAAUAUCGGACUCAUCAAGCGAAUGUAAAACAACUAUCAUAUUCCGGACUUGGUGCAGUCGUUUCCUUAUGUAGAAAAGGAUGAAUUAAACCUGGAUUUAUAGCUGCCUAAACCUCUCACUUAAUUCUGCUAAUUUAUCUAAAGUUUUGAAGAUUACUUAUAUAUAUAUAUAUAUAUAUAUAUAAUUUUAUUGGCUGUGUUAAAAUAUGCUCACAGGUGGGAUAAAACAAAAGUUUAUUAUGUAACGCAUAUAUUUAUAAUAACGAUUUCCAUCUGAAAAACAUUACAAUAUGAUUUUCAAGUUUUAACUUUUUGUCGAGCCUGCGACUUUUGUCGCAGAAAGCUCGACAUAGGGAUAGUGAUCCGGCGGCGGCGGCGGCGGCGGCGGCGGCGGCGGCGUUAGCUAACUUCUUAAAAGCUUUAUAUUUUAGAAGGUGGAAGGUCUGGAUGCUUCAUACUUUGUAUAUGGAUGCCUCAUGUUACGAAGUUUCCGUCAGUCACAUGUCCAAUGUCCUUGACCUCAUUUUCAUGGUUCAGUGACUACUUGAAAAAAAGUUAAGAUUUUUUGUAAUGUUAGAUUCUCUCUUAUUAUAAGUAACAGGAUAACUAUAUUUGGUAUGUGCGUACCUUGCAAGGUCCUCAUGCCCGUCAGACAGUUUUCACUUGACCUCGACCUCAUUUCAUGGAUCAGUGAACAAGGUUAAGUUUUGGUGGUCAAGUCCAUAUCUCAGAUACUAUAAGCAAUAGGUCUAGUAUAUUCGGUGUAUGGAAGGACUGUAAGGUGUACAUGUCCAACUGGCAGGUGUCAUCUGACCUUGACCUCAUUUUCAUGGUUCAGUGGUUAUUGUUAAGUUUUUGUGUUUUAGUCUGUUUUUCUUAUACAGUAUGCCAUAGGUCUACUAUAUUUGGUGUAUGGAAUGAUUGUAAGGUGUACAUGUCUAGCGGGCAGGUGUCAUCUGACCUUGACCUCAUUUUCAUGGUUCAGUGGUCAAAGUUAAGUUUUUGAGUUUUGGUCUUUUUUUCUAAUACUAUAUGCAAUAGUUCAACUAUAUGUGGUAUGUGCGUACCUUGCAAGGUCCUGAUGCCCGUCACACAGUUUUCACUUGACCUCGACCUCAUUUCAUGGAUCAAUGAACAAGGUUAAGUUUUGGUGGUCAAGUCCAUAUCUCAGAUACUAUAAGCAAUAGGUUUAGUAUAUUCGGUGUAUGGAAGGACUGUAAGGUGUACAUGUCCAACUGGCAGGUGUCAUCUGACCUUGACCUCAUUUUCAUGGUUCAGUGGUUAUUGUUAAGUUUUUGUGUUUUGGUCUGUUUUUCUUAUACAGUAUGCCAUAGGUCUACUAUAUUUGGUGUAUGGAAUGAUUGUAAGGUGUACAUGUCUAGCGGGUAGGUGUCUUCUGACCUUGACCUCAUUUUCAUGGUUCAGUGGUCAAAGUUAAGUUUUUGAGUUUUGGUCUUUUUUUCUAAUACUAUAUGCAAUAGGUCAUCUAUAUUUGGUGUAUGGAAAUAUUUUAUUAUGUACCUGUCAGUCUUGCAGGUUUUAUUUGACCUUGACCUCAUUUUCACGGUUCAUUGCUCAGUGUUAAGUUUUUGUGUUUUGGUCUGUUUUUCUAAUACUAUAAGCAAUAGGUCAACUAUAUUUGUUGUAUGGAAGGAUUGCAAGCUGUAGUACAUGUCUGCCUGGCAUUGUUCAUCUGACCUUGACCUCAUUUUCUUGGUUCAUUGGUCAAUGUUUAGUUUUCUUGGUUAAGUCUGUAUCUUAGAAACUAUAAACAAUAGGUCAACUAUAUUUAGUGUAUUGAAUGAUUGUAAGGUGUACAUGUAUUUCUUGUUUGGUUUAUAUGACCUUGACCUCAUUUUCUUGGAUCAUGUUAAGUGUAUGUGAUAGUUGUAGUAAAGCUUUAUAUUUAGGACUAUCAACAUAAUAUCAAUGAUUAGUAAAGAAGGCGAGACAUUUCAGCGUGUGCACUCUUGUUAAUGAAAGAACUAUGCUUAUCAAACUAAAAUGUCAGUGUUGGCCGAUUAUGUAAAAUAAUUAAGGACACAUUUUGUGAAUGUUUUCUGGAUCAUUGGAAAGAGUUUAGAUUGAAUAUUCUUGGCUAAAUUAUUAAUUGAUUGAUUGUUGGUGUUUUAACGCCACUUUUAAGCGCCACUUUUGGGCUAUUUCGUGGCGCCCAGUUUGUAUUAGUGGAUGAAGCCUGAGUGCCCGGAGAAAACCACCGACCUUCGAAAGGAAAACGGACAAUCCUAGUCAAUUAAGAUUGGAGUCGAGUGCACCCACAGGAGUGGGGUUCGAACUCACAACCUCAGUGUUGACUGGCUAGUGAUUACAGUAGUAAAACUAAUUAGACCACUUGGCCACCGAGGCCCCUAAUUUAUUGAUUAAAUAUCUAUGAAUUCAUAAAUAUAUUUUGAAUAAAAGUAAUUUUAAAAUAGGUAAGCACUAUGCAAGAUCAGAAUAAGCGCAUACUUCCUAACAUAGACUCUGAUAUGUAAAAAGAUUUAUAGAUAAAUCACAAAGGCUAUGUAUAACAUGCAUGUUGGAUAAGUUGGAGAUGAACAACAUUUUAUAUGUGAACGUCCCCUUUAUAAUCUUUUGAGAAAAUAGUUCUAUGAUAAGUUUUUUAUAAGUUGUAAAAAUUAUGAAGUGUAAAACAAAAGUGCUAAGUUCAAUUGACUUCAUGUUCAGGGAAACCUGGUGGUAUUCAAACUUUUUGGAACUUAUAUUGAUAAUGUUAUGAGCUCCUAAAACUAUCCAUAUAAUACAGAUAUGUUCAUUUGUAACCCAUGUAGGAAAAUUUUCCUGUUAACAUUUUACAUAAUCUUUUUAAUUACUGUUUUAACACAUAUGUGUAUGGCUCUGGUCUGGUCGAGGCUUAAGAUCAUACAAUAAAGUUUAUUAUAUUCAUAUUUAUAUAAGAUUGUCAAAAUCAUUUGUAUCUCUCAAUUAUGAAAAUAUCAUUGUUAUAAAAUACUUUGCUCAUCGGGAUACCUAUACUUGGAAUAAAUAUAUAUUUUUCUUUGUCUUGUCUUUAAUUGCUAUUCAAACUUUUGGUAUAUCUAUAAUAACUAUAAAGAUUUAAGGUUAACACUAAAAAUGGCAACAAAUUUUUUUUCAUUUAAUCCAUAUAAGGAGUAAACAAACCAUUUCGCUCUUCCUUUUUUUUUUUUUUUUGCCUAUUGUAGAUCAUUGCUGUUCAUAUUUACUUCUUGUAUUUUUCUGAAUUAUCUUAAACGUAUUUUCAUUUUCGUAAUUGUUAUUUCACGUCGCUUGGAAUCGAACUAACUUUUUAAAACCGAUUAUGUGCGACUCUAUGCAGACAAGAGUAGUUUGGAUAGAUUUCUAAUCUAUUGACUCAGUGCUUAUAAGUUUUACAAGUACUAUUAUAACAGUGUUGUUUGAUUGUUUUUUUGUUGUUUUUUUUUUGGUUAAUCAAGCAAAUAUGGUUAAAAGGGGACACGUCAUAUUUAACUUUACAAAUAUGUUUGAAAUGAAACCGAGGACGGAUUUUUUUUUUUUUUUUUUUUUUUUUUUUUUUUUUUUUCAUUAUGAGAAAUUGUAAUCCAAUGUUUUUGUCUCUUUUUCUAUUAUAUCUACUUUUAAAUCUUAAUAUGAUACUGAUUUAAUUUUUAUUCCUCAAACAUAAAAAGGGUAAUAAAGGCUUCUAUAGUGAUAUGUCGAACCAAUUGUUCAUAUGAACACCAAAAGCAGUGUGACAAAAAAGUGAAGAACAAAGUCUUUCUAUUGAUUAUUGGUCUACUUGUUUAAAUAUCGUUGCUAAAUUUAGAGCUACAUACAGAUCUAUUUAAAAAUUUAAAAAUAUCAAGACUUGAUUGUCCAAUCAUCCGUUUGAUGUUGGCAAACAAGUACAAGGUUACAAUAAAAUAUAUGUACGUAGGAAUAACUUUGACCUACCUUUCAAAUGAAUGUUUUUAAAUGUGGAAAAUACAAUGAAAUAAAUGAUGACUGCAAUCGUUUAAAGACAAAGAUUUUUUGUAUGCAGACGAUAUAUCCGGAACUAUAUGCAUGAACACAUACAGCUACGAUCCCUCAUUAAGAUAGCUCGACAAAAUGGCGACUGCGAUUCUGCCAGUAGAGGAAGAAAAUUAUGUACGGAUGAGUCUGCUCCUUACGGGAAUUUCUCCACGUGCAGUUAGAGUCUGUUUUGAUCGUGAAUUUUCUCCGCAAUGUUUAUAUUCUUCAUUGAAGAAAGAAUACACCAAACUAAAUGAGCUUAAAAGGCAACAUAGAAUUAGUCAGAAACAAUGGGAUCUUCUGUUCCCGCCAUCUCAAGGUGUUCCUGAUUCAAAAACAUUUGACAUCACUUUGAUGAUAACAUUACUUAGAAAUCUGACUCGUAUGAUUCCUCCUAUGGGUGGUUUUGAUUGUUUACCAACAGCUACAGAGACUACACUAGGUGCUGAUUUAGCUAGAAUAAAGUUUUACAGAAAUCGCCUGGCUCAUCUGGAUGAUGCAAAUAUAGACCACGAUUCCUUCAUUACUUACUGGGAGGAUGUAACGGAUGCGAUAGGUCGAGUAGGAGGGCAUCAAUUUCGGCUGGAAUGUGAUAACUUGAAAACCAAACCUCUAGAUCAAACCAGCCACGAAAUAAUGUUGGAAAUCAAAAGUUCAAAGGAUGAAAUCAGAGACCUAAAACAGUCCUUGGAAAGUCUAAAGAAAGAGAUUGAAAUUUCUCAGCAGGUCACGAUACUAGGGAAUGUGAGAGAUGACCAUGAAGAUGUCAUUCGAGACUGGGAAAGAGAUGAUGAGACAUUUGUAGAAACAAGAGCAUCAGAACAUGUAAUGUCGUGGCUUUCAAAAUGUAAUAUAGCUGUUUUAACAGGGAGUUCCGGUACAGGAAAAUCAUUUCUCAUCCACCAUGUUGCUUUAGAGUUACAUCGUCAGAAAAAUUUUGAUAUAAUACCUUUAUCAUUUGUAACGGCGCCUUCGGAUAUAAUUCGUUAUAAGAGUAAAAUUAGAAAUCAGGUUUUUGUAAUUGAUGAUAUAUGUGGUAAAGGAACAAUCAAUGUGCAGUUUGUAAAUAUAUGGAAAGACCUCAAAGAAAAGUUAAAAUCUGUAUUCCAAUCAUAUUCCGUCGAAACAGAAGAAACAAUAAGUGCAAAACUUCUAAUUUCCUGUAGGCUUCAAGUGUUUAAUGACUCACAGUUCAAAUGUUUAUCACUAUUUACUGAAAAUGCUGUUAAUCUUGUAUCUGAAUCGUUUUGUCUUCUCGGAGAUGAAAGAAAAUUGAUAAUACAGAAAUAUCUAACAAGCGAACAAAUUAAUCAUGUGAUAGAUCAUUUGUGCGAUUUUGACUUCUUCCCACUACUGUGUAAAAUGUCCAAAAACUUGUCAUUUGACAAACUAAAACUGCUCUUCACAUCACCGAUUAAAACAAUAAAAGAAGAUAUUGAAUAUAUGAUAGAAUCGGGAAAAAACUACCAAUUAUGUGCCUUAAUUUUAUGUAUUUUGUUUGAGAAAGGAAUUAAAGAGGAAUGGCUUAAAAGUAGAGUGAAAACGAGUCCUAUAACAUCAAGAAAAAAACUUAUCGCUUUAAACUGUAACAUUGAUUUGGAAAGAGAACUCGAAAGACGAUCUUUAGAAAACGGAUUUUCGACAUUAUUGGGAACGUUUCUGAAGAAAAAUGGAACAAAGUACAGCAUAAUUCAUGACAAAAUAUACGAUAUUGCAUCCGUUGUAUGCGCACAGACAUUUAAAGAAUGUUUUAUUAGAUUUGCCAAUGGAAAGUUUAUCGGCGAUAGAUAUAUAUUUGAAUCGAUUGAAACAAAUCCCACUGAUGACCUUGUUGUACUUUCGGCAGAAAUGGAAGAAGAUUAUUUUCAAAGACUUGUAGACGAUUUGAAACAACUGGAUGUCUACAGCACCCUACAUAAUAAACAAUUAGUCCACAAAUCAUUUCGAGAAAAAUUUCUAAGAUAUCUUAACAACAAUGCCGAGGAUUUGAAGGAUUCGUUCAACCUAAUUGACAAGAAUGGCUUAAAAUUGGAUGUGGGGGAAGUCCAUUUUUGGGAUGAAUCUGACAUUGACGAUACGAACGAUGAAUGUAGAGUAAGGGACAUUACGUUUCCGUUAAUAGAAGCAGCUACCGAGGGGUAUGUUGAUAUUGUUGACUUCCUAAUCAAAAUGAAUUGUAAUAUAAAUCAUAUAGACAGCUUUGAUAGAUCAGCCUUAUAUAAAGCUUGUAAAGGCGGAUUUCAUGAUGUUGUCAAAAUUUUAUUAAACCAUGGUGCCGACCCUUCUUUGUGUCAUGAAGACGAAUCAUCUCCAUUACAUAUGGCAUGUCAAGCAGGAAAUGAUAUUAUUGUGCAAUUGCUUCUUGCUAAAAAUGUUGAUGUCUGUAAAUUUGACCGACACUAUGUAUCACCGUUACGCAUAGCAUGUGAGCAAGGACACAUAAAUAUAGUGAGACUUCUACUUCAGAAUGAAGCUGACGUUAAUGCCACCGAUAUUUGGAUGAAUCAUUGUCCUCUCCAGAUGGCAUGUAAAGCGGGCCAUUUAGAUGUAGUGAAACUGUUGCUUGAAAACAAUGCAGAUGUAAACAGUCGGUCUAAAUUCCAUGACACUCCUUUGAGUUUGGCAUGCGAGGGUGGUUAUGCUGAUAUAGUUAGAGUAUUACUAGAAAACAAAGUUGAGGUUUUUAAAACAAUACCCAGCAAAUCGCCUCUGCUAAUAGCUUGUGAAAAUGAACAUGCAGGGAUUGUGAAAAUGUUACUGGAAAGCGAUACAGAUAUAUAUCCAGAUAUAUAUGAAUGGGAUAGAAGCGUAAAUUCACCCUUGGCUGCUGCUUGCGCAAGUAACCAAGUUAAUAUUAUGCAGAUGUUAUUACAGAAAUGUAGCGACCAAAUUUCUUGUUUUGACAGGUGGUUUUCUAUGCGUACGGCCUCGUUUUUUGGUUGCACAGACAUUGUAAAAAUAUUUAUGAAAAACGCAGAUCUUCUUUUAGGUGAAGAAGGCCAUAGUUUGAUAAAUGAGUCUAUGUAUUUAGCAUGCAAAGGAGGAAAUAUAAAGACAGUUCAAUAUUUUCUGUCUCAAGGUAUUGGUGUGUUUCAAUACUCCGAUACUGGCCAAUCAUUACUUCAUGCAACCUGUGAAUCUUCUCGUGAUAAUGAAGAUCACAAAUCUGUUAUAAGUCUGUUGAUUCAAAAUAAGUUAGACAUCUCCAAACCGGACAAUAAUGGAGUAUCACCUUUACAUUUAGCCUGUCAAAAUGUUUCGUUUUCUUUAAUUGAAUUUCUUAUAAGCAACAAAGCGAAUGUCAAUAUGCGAGACUAUCAUAACAGGUCACCUCUACAUUUCGCCUGUGAGAGGAGAAUUAGACCAGAUAUCGAUAUCAUUGAAAUAUUGCUUAAAAAUAAAGCAAACUUAAAAUUGUGUGAUAGCACCGGAAAAACUCCCCUUCAUGUAAUUUGUGAGAGAUGUAACUUCUCGAUAUAUAACCAACGCGAGAUCAAUAACUCUCCUAUGUUUGUCAUGGACAUAUCAACGAAAUGCAAGUCGAUAGUCAAAUUACUAAUUGGUUAUGGAGCAGAUGUGAAUGCACGAGACAAUGAAGGAGAAACUCCUUUACAUAAAGCAUGUAGGUAUGGAGAUUAUGAACUGGUAAAAACAAUACUUUCCUCGAAGAAAUCAGACCCCAAUUUACGUAAUAAUGCUGGUUAGACACCAUUGCAUUUAGCUUGUAAAUUCAGCCACAAGUACAUAACCAAGAUAUAUGGGAUACAUGUCGAUAGUAUUGAAGAAGUUAACGAAGGAAACUCGUCUCUUCUUAUAUCUUCAGAAACUUUGAAAUCCAUUGAGGAACAACGCAACUAUUAUAUAGAAAAGGGUGAUGUGGAUGAGGCGAGAUAUCUGAAUUCCAAAUAUGAUAUCCUGAAACAGAUUAUUUCACUUUUGAAUGAGUAUGAUGCAGACAUGUUCCAGUCAUGAA